Sphaerulina musiva SO2202 is the source of this 1539-nucleotide messenger RNA. RefSeq names its product F-box domain-containing protein. NCBI's taxonomy places the organism in Eukaryota, Fungi, Ascomycota, Dothideomycetes, Mycosphaerellales, Mycosphaerellaceae. Gene Ontology annotation, cellular component: nucleus. Bases 1 to 1539 code for a protein of 512 amino acids. Gene Ontology annotation, molecular function: protein binding; cis-regulatory region sequence-specific DNA binding. The transcript is spliced from 2 exons. The record is from RefSeq and is a predicted model, not a curated record.
AUGACUGCAUCACAGCACUUUGACAGCAGCAAAAGCGACAGCCAUGGCAAUGGUUAUGGAAACCCAGCGUGGGAGUCAUCAGAGACGAGACCGGUCAAGAAACAGAAGCAGCAGGAUGUUCGAGAAGAGGGCGCAGCAUUUGUUCGACGCCAUCCCCUUGGUGUACGUCCCAGCGGCAAUGCUCUCACUUCCAACGUCAACCUGAAAUACGCUGCUGGAAACUUCGCUCUGCUACCAGACGAGCUACUUGCUUCUCUUCUCGAGACUCUGAGGCCUCGAGAUCUUCUCAAGCUGGGCGGCACAUGUCGCGCUUUGCAUGCGUUCACCAGGAACGAAGAAUUGUGGCGUACACUAUUCGUUGAGUCAUCUCCUAAGCAGUUCGAGUGGCAAGGCACUUGGCGUUCCACGUAUUUGUCACAAGAUGUGAGCAGAGAGCCACAAGUAGACUGCACAAAUCUCUUCUCUGAUGUCCUGCAUCGGCCUUUCUUUUGUGCCAAUGUUCCAUUACAUCCAUAUGCCGAGAAUAUACCAAAGCAGAACCAGAUCACCAGACUGAAGGACCUGUCGCAUGAAGAGUUUGCCAAGAAUUGGUAUGGCCAACCAUUCAUACUGACAGAACCGGUCAGACAGUGGCCUGUAUACAAAUCAUGGUCAACGGAACGGCUUGUCGAACAAUAUGCCGAUUUGCCUUUCCGCGCCGAAGCGGUAGACUGGCCGCUGAAGACGUACGUCGGCUACAUGAACAACAGUCGAGAUGAGUCACCUCUAUACCUCUUCGACCGUGCUUUCGCGCAGAAGAUGAAUCUCGAAGUUUCGAGCGAGCCUACUGCGACCGCAGACUACUGGGAGCCUACCUGUUUCGGACCUGAUCUAUUCCAUCUGCUUGGCAAGCAGCGGCCUGAUCACCGCUGGCUCAUAGUGGGACCCGACCGCAGCGGGAGCACGUUCCAUAAAGAUCCAAAUGCUACAUCUGCCUGGAACGCUGUAUUGAAGGGCUCGAAGUACUGGAUCAUGUUCCCCUCGUCGCAGUCCCUCCCACCUCCUCCUGGCGUCUUUGUCAGUGAAGACCAAAGCGAAGUCACAUCUCCGCUCAGCAUUGCCGAGUGGUUACUAGGGUUCCACGCUGAAGCACGAAAUACCCCCGGAUGCAAGGAAGGCAUCUGCGGCGAGGGUGAGGUACUGUACGUGCCAUCCGGCUGGUAUCAUCUCGUGUUGAACCUAGAGCCCAGUAUCGCCAUCACACAGAACCUCGUUCCCAGAAGUCGACUCGGUGCUGUUCUUCACUUCUUGAACGGUCCCAAGUGCAAUAUCAGCGGUUUUAGCGACGAUAUCGACGAUCCUUAUGGAUUGUUCGUGGAAAGGCUACGAGAGCAUGAUCCUGAAUUACUGGCAGAAGGCUUGAAAGAGAUGGAGAGACUGAGCAAGAUUGGCAAGGGUUGGGAAGAAAUUACCAAACUCGCAAACGAGGAUGACGAAGCAGGUGUGGGUUUCUCCUUUGGCUUUGGAGGCGGCGACGACGACGACGAGGAGAUUCCUUGA